Messenger RNA from Porites lobata, 1020 nucleotides. Lineage: Eukaryota; Metazoa; Cnidaria; Anthozoa; Scleractinia; Poritidae. The record is from the annotation of a GenBank genome assembly.
AUGGGUGCUUCAUUGGACGAAUACCCAAAGUUGAUCGUGGAGCUGUCUGGCCGCAGUACUCCAGUAAAGAUAACAGAAGCAGCGAUCCUCGUUUGUCUCAUUCUUUUAGCCUUUGUAGGCAAUGUUUUGGUGUGCAUAGCUGUCUUCAAAAAAGCACAUCUCCGCACGAUUCCAAACAUGUUUAUAAUGAAUUUAGCAGUGAGUGAUAUUCUGAUGGCCAUCGUGUGCAUGCCUAUUUCUUUACACGUGCUAAUUUCUGGCAAAUGGCCGUUUAGCUCGUCAGUCUGUGAUAUGCAUGGCUUUUUCAUUUUUACUUUUGGUAUAGUCUCGCAAGUCAACAUGUCCGUCAUCGCCGUAAACCGUUAUUUCGCCCUGUGUCGUCCAUUUCAAUGUAAAGCCAUUUUUACCAAGAUAAAUGUCCUCUCCAUGAUCGCGAUUCUUUGGAUCUUACCAAGCGUUGCAAGCGUCCCACCUCUGGUUGGCUGGGGAUAUUACGCCUUUCACCCUGGCAAAGCGUUGUGUAGCUACCCGUUCCACGUUAACAUGAUCUACGCGAUGAUAGUCCAAAUUCUCUUUAUCGCAUUCCCAAUGGGACUCAUCGUGUUCAGUUACACGAGGUGCAUCCUUGCCAUCAAAUCAAACAACCGUCAAAUCGCUGAAAUGUCUGACGACCCAGGUUCUGUUGGUCAAGGGUCCAGAAAAGCGCGCGAAGUUCGCGCCACCUGGACAAUGCUGUUUUCCACUCUGGGUUUCAGUAUGUGUUGGUUACCAGUAUCUGUCAUUGACUUCAUAGAAACGUCCAGAGGAGGCGAAAAUUUACCACGCCAAGUGUUCAUGCUGAAUGGCUUCCUCAUCUUCUUCUCAAGCACGAUCAAUCCGUUCAUCUAUUGCCUGUCAAACCGCGACUUCAGAAAAGCAUUCCGGAAAGUAAUUCCUUUUGGAAUUAAAAGGAAUGAGAUAAUGGCGGGAGACGGUUGCCACACAGCAUGCAAAGGCACCGCUGUUCAAUCACUGGACUAA